AUGGCGUCUCUUGCCAGACCUGGACCCAUGGGUUCUGUCGGUCGUCAAGGAGGAAUAUCGGAUUCCCUUUUCUUCGGCUCCCCCUCUCACUUCUUCUCCCCAAAUGCCUCCGAUGCCGUCGUCCGACAGGCGGGUUCUGGUGGAAACGAUGAUUGCCGAGUUUCUCGUCAAGGGUGCCAUCCACCAGGUGGAUUUGGACUCCCGGGGGUUUUACUCCCAUUUGUUCUUUGCCCAAAAGAAAAAUGGCGAGUGGAGGCCGAUUCUCAACCUCAAGCCGCUGAAUGCAUUCGUGGUAGUUCCUUCCAUGAAAAUGGAGACGGUGCAGUCUGUCCGGGCUUUACUCCAGGUUGGGGAGUGGAGUGGGCGGCGUCAAUCGACCUGAAAGAUGCCUACCUGCAUGUUCCGAUUCACCGGGAUUUUUGGAAGUUCCUGCGCUUCCUAUUCGACGGCAAAGCUUACGAGUUUCGAGUGCUGCCGUUCGGAUUGGCCACGAGUCCUCAUGCCUUUACUUGUGUAGUCAAGGCUGUGGUAGGCCGUGUACAUUUGUUGGGCAUUCGCAUGCACAACUACCUAGACGACUGGUUGAUUCCAGCUUCGUCUCAGCAGGCAUGUCUGACGGGCGUGAGUCUGGUCAUCGACAUGAUACUUCGCUUGGGAUUUAUUCCCAAUUGGGUGAUGUCGGAGCUGGUGCCAGCUCAGGUUUUCACGUAUCUCGGAGUUGUCUUCAACCUUGUGGAAGCAUCCGUUCGACCGACGGAUGCACACCUCCACAAUUUCACGGCGCUGGCUCAGCGUCUUGCUCGGGAGCAGCGCCUUUGGGUGCGCACACUGCACGAGUCGUUGGCUGCAUUGAAUGUGCGGUUCAGACGAUUCAAGAGACCUCUCCAGUGGCAUCUCUCACGUGUGUGGGACGGCCGCUGUUGGGAUACAUUGAUUCCGGUGGGGUCUUGGUUCGUGCAGACGAUCCAAGAGUGUCUGGUCGACAAGUGCUUGUCCCAGGUCAUUCCCUUACACCCUCUUGCUCUGGAGUUGGUCCUGUUCACCGAUGCUUCCCUAGAGGGGUACGGUGCGCAUCUUGGGGAUCAACAUCUGUCAGGUGUGUGGAGUGCCUUCGAAAGGAGCCUCCAUAUCAAUCUGCUGGAGAUGGAAGCCGUUCGCCGGGCUUGCCUCCAGUUUUGGAGCAUUAUUCGACAUCGUCGAAUUUUGUUGAGGUGCGACAACACGGCAGUCGUCGCAUACCUCAAUCGUUGGGGUGGCACCAAGUCCGAGUCACUGAGUCGCAGGGCCUUGGAGAUCCAGGAAUUGUGCGAUCAGUGGGGGAUUGUGUUGACGGCAAAACACACUCCCUCUUCAGUCAAUGACUUGGUGGACGCCUUGAGUCGUCGUUCACCUGUCCAAACAGAGUGGAUGUUGCACAAGGUGGUUGCGGGCAGGAUUCUGCGUUUGUGGGGGAGUCCACAAGUGGAUAUGUUCGCGACCAGGCUGAACCACCAGUUACCGGUGUUUGUGUCACCGGUGUUUGUGUCACCGGUUCCCGAUACUCUGGCUCUGGAGUACGAUGCGUUGAACAUGGACUGGACGGGGUUGGAUCUGUAUGCCUUCCCGCCCCCAGUCUUACUCAGCAAGGUUCUGGCCAAGGUCGGAAUGCAAUCGUGUCGAGUGACGCUCGUGGCGCCGGGUUGGGCAGCCCAACCAUGGUUUCCUCAGCUUCUGUCGCUGUUAGUGCAGGAGCCGGUGCGCUUGCCACCCCUUCCGGAUCUGCUCAGCCAGCGGCUGCAGCAGCCGGUAUGGCACCCGAAGCCGGAGGUCUUCCGGCUUCACGUGUGGAGGUUGUCGAGUUUUCCCUGCGAGGCAGAGGCUUUUCAGAACGAAUGGCUGAACUCGUCUCCUCUUCGAAGUGCCGGUCAACUGAGCGAGUUUACCAAUGCCACUGGAGCGCUUGUGUUCGUUGGGCAGGUGAACGGGAUUUUGAUCCCUUAUCACCUACUGUCAAUGACUUAG
This is a messenger RNA of Gigantopelta aegis, 2001 nucleotides long. RefSeq lists its product as uncharacterized. The transcript has a single exon. NCBI's taxonomy places the organism in Eukaryota, Metazoa, Mollusca, Gastropoda, Neomphalida, Peltospiridae. The coding region runs from base 1 to 2001 and encodes 666 amino acids. Gene Ontology annotation, molecular function: nucleic acid binding. The record is from RefSeq and is a predicted model, not a curated record.